UCUUUAAAUUUUUUUUUAAUUUUAAUUAAGAUAUUUUUAUAUAUAUUUUCUUUAUUUGUAAUUAAAUUAACAACAAAAAUAUACAAAGUUUACAUAAAUUUAAGAAAAAUGGUUUUACCAACACCUACUGCAAAUGUCGAACCACAGCAACAAAAAGUUGGAGGGAAUUAUUUUGUCAAUCAUUCUACUCCACCAAAUGUUGAUUUAAUAAAAUGUUUUCUCUGUCAAAUGUUAUACAAAGAACCAAAAGUUUUGGCAUGUUUUCAUUCUUUUUGUAAAAAUUGUUUGGAACGUCAAAUAAAAAUUAAACAAGAAAUAUCAACACUAAACAAACCACAAUCAAUUAUUUGUCAAAUUUGUUGUCAAGAAACUCAAUUAAAUCCACAAUUAGGCAUUGAAGGUUUACUUUCUGAUUAUGGACUAGAAAAUGCUGUACAGUCUUUGGGGACGUCUACGCCGUUUAGUGAGCAAAGCGAAGACCUCGGUUUUGGCAGUUUAAAAUCCUCAGAUGGAUGGCCUGCACAACAAGUUCCAGAUUAUUUGCCUUCUUCUAAUAAUAAUUCUUGUCAGCAACAAUCAAAUAAUUUAAAUAAAGUUCCUUCAAAUGUGUGUAUGUGUUUGGAGCAUCGCCAACAACCUUUAGUCUUUUUUUGUCAAUAUUGUCAACAUGCAAUAUGCCGUGAAUGUGUUAGAAAACAUAAAGAUUGUAAAAUUGAUCGUAUUGAUAAUGUUUCUAAUAAACAAAUUAAAAUGAUGGAGCAUUUAUUAAACGAAGCACAAAUAAAACAGAAUGGAUUGAACGAAAUGUUUCAAUUAAUUAAUUUACGCCAAAACAAUUUAAAUGCAAGUUUUCAACAAGCAAAGCAAACUAUCGACGAUACUUUUUAUUUUUUAAUAAAAACGUUACAUGAAGCACAAAAAAGUUUAUAUAAAGAAUUGGAAGGAGCUUAUAGCUAUAAUAAUAAUAAUUUAAAUUUAAAUAAAUUGGGAGGAGGAGGAGGAGAAUAUCGUUUAGGAGUACCAGAUUUACAACAAGCUAAACAAGCUAUAAUUACACCAUUUAAUCAAUUGAGGGCUGGAGGGGCUUGGAUUAAUAAUCAACAAAAUAAUCAAAAUAAUCGUUUUGUAAAUCCAUCGUUAUCUUUGGGAACAACAAAAAUUAAUUGUAACAGUAGUAGUAAUAGAAAUAAUAUAUUAGCUACAUCAGCACCUACUAAUAGUAAUAAUGGAUGGGGUGGAAAUAAGCCUCUAGUUUCACUCGACUGUAGAUGCGAUAGGAGAACACAAGACAAAUGCGAAUGUUAG
Molecule: messenger RNA, 1305 nt
Organism: Meloidogyne enterolobii
Lineage: Eukaryota; Metazoa; Nematoda; Chromadorea; Rhabditida; Meloidogynidae
Source: the annotation of a GenBank genome assembly